AUGGCCUGCUCACAGUCUCUCCUGACUCAGAUCUGGUGUGGACAUCUCUCUGUUUCAAACCCUUUGUGGAGAGUCCUGCUGUGUGUUUUCUUCUGCCCUCUCAUCUACCUCCAUGUCCUGGACUUCAGACAAGAUGAACUGAUUCAAAGAGAAGCCGACACCAAAGAGGAGAUGAAGUCUCUACAGUCGGUCACAGGCAGCGUCCCGCACAUGAGGAGUGAAGACACCCUGUCGGCUCAGAACCUGCAGCCUCUGGACGCCUGGACUCGCCUCGUGUCUCUGUACAGCUCGCCUCAGGUCAAGUUCUUCCUGAACAUCGUGUCGUACUUCUGCUUCCUGGGUCUGUUCUCUGUGGUCCUCAUGGUGGACUUCCAGAACACUCCGUCAGGACUCGAGAUCCUGCUCUACGUCUGGCUCUUCUCCCUGGUCUGUGAGGAGCUCCGACAGUUGACCUCUGACUCUGACGGAUUUGGAUUUCGGAAAAAGGCUCAAAUAUACAUCAACGACUUGUGGAAUAUCUUAGACGUGCUGUCAAUCAUUCUGUUCAUCGUCGGCCUGGUCUUCAGGUUGACCGCUGGUCUGUUUUAUGCUGGUAAAAUCCUUCUCUGCAUUGACUUCAUCGUGUUCUGUCUGCGUCUCAUGGCGAUCUUCACCAUCAGCAGAACUCUGGGCCCAAAGAUCAUCAUCGUCAAGAGGAUGAUGAGGGACAUGUUCUUCUUCAUGUUCUUGCUGAGCAUCUGGGUGGUGGCCUAUGGCGUGGCCAAACAGGGGAUCCUGAUCCACAACGAAGACCGACUUGGGUGGAUCCUCCGGGGGGCGGUCUACGAGCCCUACCUCACCAUCUUUGGAGACGUGCCCAGCAACAUUGACAACACAGACUUCGACAUCACCUCCUGCAGUCUAGACGGCAAUGACCCUCACAAACCGCGCUGUCCGGUGCUGACUGAGGACGACCUGCCGGCGUUCCCCGAGUGGCUGACGAUCCUGAUGCUCUGUGUUUACCUGCUGUUUGCCAACAUCCUGCUGCUCAACCUGCUGAUCGCCAUCUUCAACUUCACCUUCCAGGAAGUGCAGGACAACACUGACCGUAUUUGGAAGUUCCAGAGAUACGAGUUGAUAAAGGAGUACCACAGCCGCCCGGUCGCCCCUCCCCCCUUCAUCCUCCUCAGUCACCUGUACCUCCUCCUGCGGCUCGUACUGAGGAGACCUGCCCCGGCCAGCACCGCCUUCAAACAAGAGCUGUCACAGUUGGAGGAGGAGGAGCUGCUGUCGUGGGAGGCCCUGAUGAAGGACCGGUACCUGAUGUCCCUGAAGCAGCAGCAGAUGCAGAGCAUGGAGCAGAGGAUCACAGACACUGCUCUCAAAGUGUCCAGUCUGUGUGAGAGACAGGACCAAGAGGAAGACGGCAGCUCCAGACCUGUGGUCAGACGCCUGGUCCGACUGGAGGAGCAGGUCCUGCAGUCCGCCCGAGCUCUCCAGUGGAUCAUGGACAAUCUGAGACCAUCUGGGUUCAGACCCUCAGACGCUCCGUCACUGAAUCUCAUGCCUGAGGACUCAGUGGACGGUGUCUCCAACACUGCAGACAGAGAGGAGGUGUUCCACGUGAUGGCGCGGGAGCUCCAGUACCCGGGGAGCCGGGUCACACGCUUCCCUGUCCCAGAGGAGAAGGUCCCCUGGGAGGUAAGGACCACUCUGUACCUGAGGAGGAGGCCCCUGGGAAGUGAGGACCACUCUGUACCUGACGAGGAGGCGCCUGGGAGCUUCAGCUCCUACAACCCGCCGCACUACUCCUGUCCCACCACAGGGGGCAGCACACAGGGGUAUGUCCUCUCCUGCACUACACCUGUCCCACCACAGGGGGCUGCAAACAGGGGUAUGUCCUCUCUCCUGCACUACACCUGUCCCACCACAGGGGGCAGACCACAGGGACCAGAAGAGAAGGCUGACGUCCACAGGAACCCUGGAGGGAGGACGGGGCUCAGGGGACGGGGAAAGCUGCCGCACCUGGGACCCAACCGCAGCAUGGACCUCAUCAUCACACGAUGGAGAGACAGCGCCUGCUCAGAACUGGAGUUCCUGGUGCAACAAGACCGGAAUCAGAAGUGCCUCACGUUCCCAGGGGGACAUGUGGACGCUGACGGACGUCUCCCUCUGAGUUUGACCAAAACUCUGGGACCGAAAGUAUGUGAGAAGAUCAGCGAGCUACUGUCUGAGAAGAGAGAGGUGCUGCAAGUGUAUGAGGGGUACGUGGACGACCCCCAGAACACGGACCAGGCCUGGCUGGAGACCUCAGUGCUGAACAUACAUCUGCACAUAGACUGCCCCCUGCUGGUCGACAUCAGCGCUGCGGUGACCCGGCUGCAUCAGUCUCUGCUCCGUCUGCAGUGGGUGGAGGUCAGUGGGAGGGCACGACUGAGGCAUGACCAGAAGGAGCUCCUCAAGAGGGUGGCCCAGCACCACUGCAGCAAGUUCUGA
Knipowitschia caucasica is the source of this 2475-nucleotide messenger RNA. The record is from the annotation of a GenBank genome assembly. Lineage: Eukaryota; Metazoa; Chordata; Actinopteri; Gobiiformes; Gobiidae.